Molecule: messenger RNA, 894 nt
Organism: Phodopus roborovskii (desert hamster)
Lineage: Eukaryota; Metazoa; Chordata; Mammalia; Rodentia; Cricetidae
Gene: Fgf8
Product: fibroblast growth factor 8
Exons: 6
Coding region: 1-894 (297 amino acids)
Biological process (GO): positive regulation of protein phosphorylation; limb morphogenesis; heart morphogenesis
Cellular component (GO): cytoplasm
Molecular function (GO): growth factor activity; type 1 fibroblast growth factor receptor binding; type 2 fibroblast growth factor receptor binding
Source: RefSeq, a predicted model, not a curated record
AUGGGCAGCCCCCGCUCCGCGCUGAGCUGCCUGCUGUUGCACUUGCUGGUUCUCUGCCUCCAAGCCCAGGUAAGGAGCGCUGCGCAGAGGCGGGGGCCGGGCGCGGGGGACCCAGCUGACACUGUCGGGCAGGGACACGAGGACCGACCCUUCGGCCAGCGCAGCAGGGCUGGAAAGAACCUUACAAAUCCAGCCCCAAACUACCCCGAGGAGGGAUCUAAGGAACAGAGAGACAGUGUCCUGCCUAAAGUCACACAGCGAGAAGGCCCGGGCGGGGGGCCUGCGCUGGGCAGGGAGCCCGCUUCCCUGCUCCGAGCUGGCCGGGAGCCCCAGGGUGUUUCCCAACAGCAUGUGAGGGAGCAGAGCCUGGUGACGGAUCAGCUCAGCCGCCGCCUCAUCCGGACCUACCAGCUCUACAGCCGCACCAGCGGGAAGCACGUGCAGGUCUUGGCCAACAAGCGCAUCAACGCCAUGGCAGAAGACGGAGACCCCUUCGCAAAGCUCAUUGUGGAGACGGAUACUUUUGGAAGCAGAGUUCGAGUCCGUGGAGCAGAGACAGGUCUCUACAUCUGUAUGAACAAGAAGGGGAAGCUAAUUGCCAAGAGCAACGGCAAAGGCAAGGACUGCGUGUUCACCGAGAUCGUGCUGGAGAACAACUACACGGCGCUGCAGAACGCCAAGUACGAGGGCUGGUACAUGGCCUUUACCCGCAAGGGCCGGCCCCGCAAGGGCUCCAAGACGCGCCAGCACCAGCGCGAGGUGCACUUCAUGAAGCGGCUGCCGCGGGGCCACCACACCACCGAGCAGAGUCUGCGCUUCGAGUUCCUCAACUACCCGCCCUUCACGCGCAGCCUGCGGGGCAGCCAGAGGACUUGGGCCCUGGAGCCCCGAUAG